Molecule: messenger RNA, 750 nt
Organism: Coregonus clupeaformis (lake whitefish)
Lineage: Eukaryota; Metazoa; Chordata; Actinopteri; Salmoniformes; Salmonidae
Product: calcium-binding protein 7-like
Exons: 5
Coding region: 1-549 (182 amino acids)
Molecular function (GO): calcium ion binding
Source: RefSeq, a predicted model, not a curated record
AUGAGUGGUUUGAGAGAGAUCCGUGAAGCUUUCAAGGUGUUUGACCGAGAUGGAAACGGGUACAUCUCAAAGCAGGAGUUGGGGGUGGCCAUGCGGUCGCUGGGAUACAUGCCCAAUGAGGUGGAGCUGGAGAUUAUUAUCCAAAGGCUGGACAUGGAUGGUGAUGGCCAGGUUGACUUUGACGAAUUUGUUGCACUGCUUGGACCAAAACUUAUUGCUGCUGGGAUGCCUGAUAAGUUCCAUGGGGCGAACUUUGACUCUGUAUUUUGGAAGUGUGACAUGUCGAAGCUAACAGUAGAUGAGCUGAAGAGGCUGCUGUAUGACACCUUCUGUGACCACCUCACCAUGAAAGACAUUGAGAACAUCAUCAUGACCGAAGAGAGCCACCUGGACAACCAAGUGUGCCAAGUGGACAUUGACACGAGCCCAACACAACAGGUGAAGCACACUUGUGUGCGGAAGAGUCUGAUUUGUGCUUUCGCCUUCGCAUUUAUCAUCAGCGUAAUGCUUAUUGCAGCUAACCAGAUGCUCCGUAGAGGUAUGAAGUAGAAAGCCCUGUCCUCCACUACCAGAGGGGAAAAUAGUUUUCUUCGUUGUCCUUUCACACUCAAUCCAGUGACAAAUUAAACUGACAAAAAGGAACCAAAAUGACAUGUCUUUUUUGAUCCAGAGACAUAAACUGAGUCUACAAAACAUUAAGAACACCUUCAUCAAUUGUCUCAAGGAUUAAAAAUCCUUCUUUAACCUGUG